AUGGAAAUUCUGAUCUAUGUCUUGCUUCUUGUGCUUAUUGUACUGGGCACCCUGUCUGUUAUCCCAAGGUCUAACAGCAAAGGUAAAGGAAAUGGUGGAGUGCAUCCAUUAGGAAGUGGGAAGACAUCUAGAAGCUAUACAAAGAAAGAGGUUUCAACUCACAACACAAGGAAGGAUUGUUGGAUAAUAAUCAAAGAUAAGGUUUACAAUGUCACUUCAUACGUGGAGGAACACCCAGGUGGUGAUGCCAUCUUGAACAAUGCUGGAGAUGAUUCAACAGAGGGAUUUUUUGGGUUUGUAACUCAUCGUCGAUUGUUUACACUGCAUUCUGCCAUCAUUGCUCACGGAACAUGCUUUUCUUUUGCCACCGAGAAUAUAAUCUAUAAGUAUGAAUUUCAGAAUUGUUAG
Miscanthus lutarioriparius is the source of this 408-nucleotide messenger RNA. The record is from the annotation of a GenBank genome assembly. Lineage: Eukaryota; Viridiplantae; Streptophyta; Magnoliopsida; Poales; Poaceae.